Messenger RNA from Oppiella nova, 544 nucleotides. Lineage: Eukaryota; Metazoa; Arthropoda; Arachnida; Sarcoptiformes; Oppiidae. The record is from the annotation of a GenBank genome assembly.
UCAACAACGCGGGUAGAGGUAUAGUGUCGAGCAUAUGGGACGGGGAUAUACUCGAUAAGUAUGAGCUCAUUAUGAACACAAACCUCCGGUCAGUCGUAUGGUUGACUCACUUAUGUGUCGAGCAUUUGGAGAAAACUAAGGGUAAUAUCCUUAACGUGUCGAGCAUUGCGGCACUUAAACCGAUAAACCUAUUGUAUUCAAUGUCAAAGGCGGCGCUGGAUAUGUUCACAAAGUGCGUAGCGCUCGAGUUGGGCCACAAAGGCAUCCGGGCUAACGUUAUCAAUCCCGGUCCCGUUAAGACCGAGUUUAUCGAAAUCUAUCGUAACGUUACUAAAGCAAAAUACGAUGAAUUAUACGAAGAAAGGGCCAAGAAGUGUCCGAUUGGACGGGUGGGUGAGCCCCUGGAUGUGGCAAAAGUCGUGUUGUAUUUGACGUCCGAUGAGGCGUCGUUUGUGACCGGAUCCAACUUCGUGAUCGAUGGCGGCGCCCAAUAUGUCUAACCCUCAUAUUUAUCACGUUAUGGUCAUGUCUUAGUUAUUGGCAU